Vicugna pacos (alpaca) is the source of this 10704-nucleotide messenger RNA. It is a transcript of the gene CRYBG3, whose product is annotated as crystallin beta-gamma domain containing 3. Gene Ontology annotation, biological process: lens development in camera-type eye; visual perception. Lineage: Eukaryota; Metazoa; Chordata; Mammalia; Artiodactyla; Camelidae. The record is from RefSeq and is a predicted model, not a curated record. Gene Ontology annotation, molecular function: structural constituent of eye lens.
GCGCGUGAAGGAGCCGCGCUUCGAGCGCGUCUCGCCCGCGCCUCCCGCCCGGGAUGGACUGAGCUGCGCCGGCGGCCCGCGCCGAGUCGGCCCUCCCUCACCGGGUCCCGCGGCGCCGGGCCGGGCUGCGGGCGCAGGACACCGCGUCGCGCGUUCCCCGCCGACGGCUCCGGACCGGCUGCCGCUCCGGGGAGAUGUCCGGCGGCCGGAGGAGGGGCGGCGCCCCCUGGCACAGCUUCUCCCGAUUCUUCGCUCCCCGAAGCCCUUCUCGGGACAAGGAAGAGGAAGAGGAGGAGAGGCCGGGGACGAGCCAGCCGCCCGCGCCGGGCCGGGGCGCUGCCAGUGUUGAAAAUGAGCCCAUGAGCACAAGUCAGAAAAAGGAAAAUGUACUUUCAUCAGAAGCAGUGAAGAUUCCCCAGAGUGAGGACAAGAGGAACCAUGCUGAGAAGCUAUCCACUCUUCCAGCACAGGAAGUUUCCAAAAAGCCAAAUGACCUUUCCAGCUCUACUUCAGAUGCCAAAGUGGGAGAAAGUGAUAAACAGCCAAAAGAAAGCUUUUUUCAGUUUCUUGGUAACUUAUUCAAUAUCUCAGGAAAAUCAUCUCUUGGUGAAGCCAAGCAAUCUUCUUUUAGAGAUGACCAUGACAAAACUGAGAAAGAUUUACGGAACCCCAGUGCCCGUCGUGAGGAAGGGGUCCUAGGGAAGAGGGCCACCGUCGGUGGCUCCCUGGGGGCCCAGGCACUUCCAGCAGAAGAGCUAGAGUCCAACUCAGCUGAGCUCUCAGAUGCCUUUUCAUUGGAUACAUCACAAGACAGUGAACAGGAAGCCAGUGAUUUGCUAAAACAAACAGAUGGUAAGCCAGAGAGGCCUUUGGUAACAUACGCAACAUAUCGAGGCCCGAGACAGAUGAGGAAAUAUUUGAAGCAACAGGCUGUGUUGGAAACCGUGAAUCCCUCAGCCAAAGAAAAUGAAAGUUCUGACUCUAGUACGAGCACACACAUGGGCCCUGGAAGUGAGGUGGAGGCUGGGACGGUGUCAUUGUCAUCAGCUAGCACAGACGGAUCGGUAAAAGGAUACGUGCUCGAGGGCCUGUCAGAAGACACUGAUUAUAACGAAAUAAAUCUCAGCACAGAAAGCCAUUCAGCAAACAACCAAGAACUGCCAAACACUGCUUCCAAGGAUGUUUUAAAUGAAAACGAUCCUGGGGGACCUGAGAGAAGAAGUUCAUCCCCUUGUGUGACCAACUCCAGCUCCACUGUUGGAGAAUCUGACUCACAGCACCAUUUAAGCUGUGCGCCAGUUUUGCAGACUGACAGAAAUUUGGUGUGUUCAGUGUGGUUUACAGGAAGUAACAGUAGCAAAAUUCCUUGCAGCCCAGACUUGCAGAGGACAGCUACACCAGGAACUAUGGUAAAGGAACACAGCUCGGUGAUGAGUGAUGGGACACUGGUGCAAAGAGAGGAGCACGUGGAGCCUGAGAACCCUGCUGUUUCUGACUGCUUCUCCAGUAAGUCUGAUAGGAGCAGCACCACCAAACCGGGAAGUGCAGGCUUGCCAAGUCCAAGUAAAUCAAUUAGGCGUGAAGACCUGCAGAAGCCAGAGAGUAAGUGUUCCGACAAGCAGACCAUAGAUAACUCAUCAAAGCAGGCUGCCAAUCAUACCAGCCCCAUUGCUCUCCAGAGACAUGCUGUGACAGACACGGAACUUGUAAAUGAAGGAAGCAGGUUGUCUGCCCAAGACACACAGAAAAAUUUGGCUGUUGCAGAAAUCAAGCAAGAAACCGAAAGCAUCUCAGUUGGUGAAGCCAAAGCUUCAAGUCAUGUCAAAGCUCCAAAAGAUAGAAUUGAGUCCUUACCCAAAGAUACUGGCCAGUUGUUUGUAACAGAAACCAGAAAGCUUGAUUUUAGGUCGCCGGGCAAAGCGCCUCCCCUUGUUAGAAUAAAUCAAAAGGACGCUGCCUCUGUAAAACACAUCCGUGAAUCAGCAGUUUUAGCAUAUGGAGAAAAUAAAAGAGCACUGGAACUGAAUUUUGAACUUAAUAGAAAUCACAUUUCAGAAUCUCUUCUUGAUUCUGAGAGUCCUCAACCAGCCAAAGCAUUGCUUGAGGCCACAACAUCUCUUAACCUUGACCAUAAAAAAUUAGAUUCCAGUACUUCAUCUCCUACCUUUGUUUCCAAAGUUGGCCUGCUAAGCAAGUUGGAUAGUCCUGUGUCCCAGAAUGAGGGUUCUUCUCUGCUGGUUGAAACUCGGAAUGUCAGCAUUGCUGGUAUUUCCAAUCAGCCUAGUAAGUGUCAAGAAAAAAAUGUGACAGAUCAUGUUGAGGCUGUGGACAGGGGGAACCUCCCUGCUUGCCGUCACCCUGAGCAUCCAUCUGCAAUUCUUGAAUCCAAAGCUGUUCUUCCUGAUAGUGGGGAAUGCCAGUUUCCCCUAGAUCUUCAAGCCAGGGACACCCACUUAACUGCAGUGGACUUGAGCUUUGAGUCUGAAAGCCUCUCUAAGGACCACAGUUCCACUUCAUCUCAAGACCCUAAUAAGGCAGAGUUAAUGCUGUCAAACACCACAACAAGUAAGAACGCUGUAGAGAAGUCUGACUCUUUCUCCUUGGAGACCAAAACUGAUAACAUUGUAGAAAUUUUAUCGAAAGCUGAAGUGGAUGGUCAGAGCCGUGUUCCUGUUGCGUCACCUUCUAGAGGAGGGAAAACUCUAGGUCUCUCCGAAACACCUAUUUCCCAACCAGGGCCCACAGACACUUCUUGGGAUAAAACUUCGUCUCCACUUGAGAUGACAGAUGUGCCAGCAAAGCCUAUUUUGUCAGAACUGACUUCCCUAGAGCUGGGACAGGACAAAAGUUUUCAGUCAGUUGGUCAGAAAGAGACUAAAGAGAAAUAUUCAGAUGCCGGCCUCAAAGAGAAUUGCCAAACUGAGGUUUCUCCUUCUGCUUCCGAAUGUCAAGGUGUACAGGAAACAGAGACGGAGGCCUUAGGUGAUCCUCCUGCUCUGCUCCAGAGUCAUAUACCUGGGGCUUUACCUCCUGCUCAUGCUGAAAAAGUCACUGGGCAAAUGGCACAGAGUUGUGAAGCCAACGCAUGUGUGAUUCCUCGACCUUCAGCUACCUGUGGGACAGAAAAGGUUCCUGGUUUUUCAGACAUGGCAGAACUCAGCUUAACUAAUACUUCCCCCAGCUUCCUGGAAACUGACAGCACGAAAGUGAACCCGCCUCUUCUGGAUCCUGGUAUCAGUUUGGAAAAAAGGGCUUUUGCGUCUGAGGAUUCAAGUUUUGUUACUGAUCCUUCUGUGCUGAGAUCAGAAAAGGGAGCCUCAUCUCACAGAAGGAGAGAGAACAUUCAUCUCCUAAGUGGUGGUACUGACAGCGUGUCUUCUUCCUCCAGUAACUCUGAAGAAGUUAGCGUGGGUGCGAGCUCACACAAUCCCCCAGGUGACUUUGGUUCUGUAAAAGUUGCCACGGGUGGCACAAACGAAGGUGCCUCCUUAGCUAACCAGCUGUGCCCUAACGGCUCUUGUUUGGAAUUUGAAACAUCUGUCACAGCAGGGGCAGAAGUCACCCCGCUUCAGGAACAUUUUGGGAAUCAUCCUGGGAUGGUGUCUCUUGAUUUCCCAACUGCUGCCCAGUGUGACAGUCCCCUGGCAGCAGGGGCUGGAGCCGUUGCUGGGGCUCCAGCGUCAGUUAACAGCUCAAGCCAGCAGUGUUCUGAAGUGUCUGCUGAGCACAUAGAAGCAAGGAGGAGAGCACAUGACCAACUUGUGGACCUUGAAAAUGGUCUGCAUAAAAAGGCUGGUACAUUGAUUGGUGAGAUCUUUAAUUCUGUCAGGGAGGAACUAAAAUCCAAACACACAGUCGGUACCUGCCAGGAGCCUAGAACCAUACACGGCAUAAUGAAUCCAGGUGCCUUGGAAGUAAACACCCCUGAGAAAAACCCCUCAGAAGUGACACUAACAGGGAUCCAGCUGGCAGAGCAUCUGGAAGAGCAGGCCGCUGAAAGCAUGUCAGAAGCCCAAGGGGAAGAAAAGACCUGUGAUUCGCCUACUGUUGGUGAGAAGAGCCUCCUUGCAGAUUCUGCUAGAAUGAGUGUAUCUUGGUUGAUAGAAGAUCGAGCUAGGGAAUUGGUCAAUGAGAUUAUUUGUUCAGCCCAAGAAACCUUAACAAAUGAUGCUUUUGAAGAUACAGAGGAUAGCUGGGAUUCUGAACUUCAGGCUAAUACUUCAGAAAUUCUGAAUAGUGGUAGUGUUAAGCCGUGCGAUAUAGUAAGGGAGUUCUUAGUGUCGGAGCAGGCAGUAAAUCAAACCACAUGUGAAAUUAGUGAAAAAGUUCUAGAUAGAUUCUUUGCUGUAAGUAACUUAGUUAAUAACACAGAGUCAAUUAAAGGAAGAGAAAUUGUUCUCUACCAGAAGUCCCCAUUUUCAGGAAAUAGAGCUGGGCUGUCUGAUAGUAUAAGUUUGCAGGAAUCAGAUACUGUUUUACUAGCUGAAGACACACCCGGUACAGGGUUAGAUGAUCAGGCAAAAACACAUUCAUUUCUCAAUGGGGACUCUAAAGAGAAAAUGGAAGUGGAGUGUGCUGAUAAUCACAAAACUGAGACAGAGGAUACAAGAACUCUUGCAUUGAAUUUCAAAUGGCCUCCAUUUGUGAAUGAUGACAUCCAUGUACCCGGGACAUCUAAAAGCAGUUUGUCUGAUACUUUUGUAUGUAUAUCUGAGAAAAGCUUGCCAGGACACAGUAAUAAAAGCACACCCCUUGCAAUGUCAGAAGUAGGGAAAGUGCACAAGAAGGAUACUGAAGUAAAUGUAGGAAAAAUUGAGCUUAUGCCUUCCAUGUUAGAAAUGGGGAAAAUAAAUAAGAAGGAUGCUGAAUUGAGUGUCUCAAAAACUGAGGCAACAGCUGACAUUCUGAAAAUGAGAGAAGUAAACCAAAUGGAUGCUGAGAGGUAUAUUGAAGAAACGGAGGGAUUACCUGCCAGUUUAGAGGUGGAAAAAGCUUAUAAAAUGAGGGACACUGAAGGGGGUAUUGGCAAAACUGACAUGAUUCCUGUUAUGUCAGAACUGAAAAAUACCUAUCAAGAAGAUGCUGAGAGAAUUACUGGAAAGACUGAAGUGAUUCCUGCUAUGUUAGAAAUGGAAAAUAUUUACCAAAAGGAUGCUGAAGGAGAUAUCGCAAAGACUGAGGUGACACCUGUUACAUUAGAUGUGGAAAACAUUUACCAGAAGCAUGCUGAAGGGGAUGUUGGCAAGACCGGGGUGACAUCGGUUAUGCCAGAAAUGGAAGAUACCUACCAGAAAGACGUUGAGGGGACUCCUGAAAAGGCUGAAGUGAUACCUGCUACAUUAGAAAUGGAAGAUAUUUAUCAAAGGGAUGCUGAAGGCAUGAUGGACAAAACUGAGGUGAUACCCAUUACAAUAGAGAUGGCAAAUACCUACCGAAAAGAUGGUGAGGGGAUGACUGGGAAGACUGAAAGACCUAUGAUGGAAAUGGAGAACACUUACCAAAGGGGUGCUGGAGGGGUGCUUAGGAAAACUGAAGUGGUACCUCCUCUUGAGCUGGAAGUGAACAAAGCACCCUGGGCAGCAGUACCUGCCUUCUCAGAAAUGGAAGACGCAUGCAAGAGAGAUGCUAAGGAGACCACUGGGGUGAUAGUGCCCAGGCCCUCUAAGACAGAGACAGAAGGAACGUCCCCAGGAGAUUCUGACGGGACUGUCAGGAAACACAGAGUGUUGUCCUGCGUGGUAAACAGUGAGAAAACGUAUGGGACAGGUCUGGAACUGCCCGUCACACGAGUGGAGGCCACACCUCCCACACCUGAGGCUGGGGCAGCGCGCCAAGAGUGUGCUGAAGGGAGUGCGGGGGAGAUGGCGAAAGAGACGACGGAGAUGAAGGCGGGCUUGAUAGCGUGUGACACCAGACUUGCCUCCUAUUUCAGGGGACAUGAGUCACCUACGCUGAGUAAGGAUUAUGAAGGCUACCCAGCAGUGCCGCAUGUUCAGCCCGAGGGCACCCUGGGAAGGCCGGACAGAAGGACACCUGUUGCUGCAGUGCCUAAGAGAACAAGACACCUAGAUUAUGGGGACGAAAAAGGGGAAGCCAACUUGGCCUUCGUUUCUCAAGAUGAGCAAGAAAAUUCUUCCUUUACUAUAUUAUAUGAGGAGCCCCUUCGAGAUGAGGACAAGUGUGCUACUGCAGAGGUAAGAAGAACACGUUCUCUCUUGGUUCCGGACACAUCCACCGACAGCAUGACUGUUUUCGCGUGUGAAAGGUCUGAGAGCAGAACUGACCUCGUCCGGCAUUUUGAAAAGGAAACCAAAGUAGGUGAGGCGUUCGACGGUGAUAGUUCAGACGUGUUCUUAGCAGUGGAGGCCAAACGGUACAAGAUCUAUCCCUUAGCUCUGUCUCCCAUUUAUGAGGACGACAGCUCCCAGGAGGACGUUCUCUCCAGCGAGGUCUCACCCGGUCAUCACGGCUCCACGAAGUCAAGGGAGAGUGCAGACCAGCCCUCCUCUGUUCUGUCGCUUCUCCAAUCAGUGUCAGAGCGUUUAAAGUUGAACUUUGAGGAAGAUGACAGGCAGGAGGGAGGGGAAGAGGAGGAGAAGGAGGAGGAAAGGGAGGAAGAAGCAUCACAUGAAGGAAGUCUGAGAACUCGAAGGCGGGAAACUGUUACCUUCAAGCUGCCAGAUUCUUCUGUCACAUUUUACCCCGAUGGUGACCAGGAAAGUACUGGAACUUCUGAGACUUCGUAUGUGAUGUCAAAUGAACCCACUACCUCUAAUCUGCAGUUUGGAUUGUGGCCAGAAAAGGCCUCAUUUCUACAAAAAUCCGACCUUACUUCCAAGCUGCACUCUUCUCUGAAGAGUGCUUACCAUCAGUACUUGCAGACUUCCAAAACCCAUUGCUCGGAAAAAGGAGCCAGAUUUGGUGGAGUUUUCCAGGAACCCGUGUCAAAGUAUUUCUGUGCUCAAGACACCUCAGGCCGAUUGAGCCUCUUCACAGAGAAUGUUGACAAACAAACUCUGAAGUGUAACCCAAGACCUGGCAAGGUGGUUAUCUAUGAUCUCCAUGGAAGUAAAGAUAAACAAGAGAUCUACUGUAAUAUUCCUGAUGCUACAUCUUGGUUCUUUCCAAAUGGGGUACUGAUAAAAGUUGUAAGGGGCUGCUGGAUUUUAUAUGAGAAACCACAUUUCCAGGGUCAGAAAUGUGUACUAGAGGAAGGGGAAAAAGUAUUAAACCGUGACUGGAUCCUUCAGAACAGAAAGCAUCCACAAAGAGACUUUGUAUUGGGUUCUAUCAAGCGUGUCUUAAAGGAUUGCAGUAUUCCAGAGAUAGAACUUUGCCCACAGUCUGACCCAGCAUGUUGUCCUAUCUACAUACAGCAAGCGAUCCCCAAUUUGGAAGAGCUGAAUAUCCCCAAGUCUGUGUCCUUCACUGUGAAGUCAGGAGUUUGGCUUGCCUACCCAGAUAUUAAUUUUAAGGGGCAAGCUACAAUUUUGGAGGAAGACCAAGGACUCUUUGAGAUUUCUGCAGCAGAAAUGAAAUCACUGCAUCCACUUCAAAUGGGUGGACUGAAAGUGGAAAUGCCUAUGAACUUAAAGGUUAUUAUUUAUGAGAAACCUCACUUCUGUGGACAGGCCAAAGAAUUUAGUGAGCAUAUAGAUUCUGUCCCUAAUUUUUUAAAAAAUGAUGUGGAUUUUCAUGGAAUUGGAUCAAUCCGUGUCAUCGGUGGAGUUUGGGUUGCCUAUGAAAAAGAACAUUUUAAAGGCCAGCAGUUCUUGCUUGAAGAAGGAGAUUUUGAAGACAGUAAUGCCUGUGGGGCGUUAAGUGGUUCCAUCUUGUCUUUCCGGUACUUACAAGCUAAUUUCAUAGAAUCUUCUAUCACACUGUUUGAAUCUGAUCUAGAGAGUGGGAAGUUUAUUGACAUUACGAAUCAGGAAGUUUCUGACUUAGAAGAAAUUGGCUUUGGCAGUGAAACAAGAUCCAUUCACGUUAAAAGUGGCGUAUGGGUUGCCUACCAGCAGAAGUUCUUCUGUGGAGAACAGUACAUUUUAGAGAAAGGAAAAUACAAGUGCUUUUUUGACUGGGGAGGAUCAAAUAAUACAGUCAUGUCAAUAAGACCUGUCCAGCUGGAACCGCUUGGGAUAAAUGAGCCUCUACAUUUGCUCAAAGCAUUCAGUAAACCAGGGUUCCAAGGUGAAUGUGUAGAUUUCACAAAAGAGAUUUUGGAUUUGACGUCAUCAUUCUGGCCAUGUUCUUUUAAAGUUCUUCGGGGUUGCUGGCUCCUGUAUUACCAAGAGGACGUUUCCAAUAACGAGUGUGUGUUAGAAGAAGGCCUCUAUGCUGACCUUACUUCCUGUGGCUGCCCAACAUCCAGAGUCAAAUCCCUCAAGCCUAUUGACUAUGUCUUUGAAGAGCCCUCUAUUAGCCUUUUUGCUCUGGAACAUUGUGAGGGGAGAGAGUUAUACCUGGAAGAGGCUGUGAACUCUGUUCUGAACAAGGACCUGCACUUCUACACCCAGUCCGUGUGCGUGAAAAGCGGACUGUGGAUAGCUUAUGAAGGACCCAAUUUCCUAGGAAGACAAAUCCUACUCGAGCCUAAUGAGAUCCCAAACUGGACAGCGUUCAGUGGAUGGAAAACAAUUGGCUCUCUCCGUCCUAUGAAGCAGCCUGCAGUGUACAUUAGGAUAAAGAACCGAGCCCAGGAUGAGUACCUGACCGUCACCGGGAACGUGGCUGACACCCGGGCGACCUCUGUGUGCUUGUCUCCAUACAGUGGGAGGAACACUCAGAUCUGGCACUACUGCCGAGGACUCUUUAAAUCCAAGGCCAAUAACACAUGUCUUGAUGUGAUCGGUGGUCGGGACACACCUGGAGCUAAAGUCGCCCUAUGGACUGAACACGGCCAGUUGAGGCAGAAGUGGAGACUGAACAAAAAUGGAACCAUCAGCUCCUACCUCAGUGAUCAACUUGUCCUUGACGUUAAAGGAGGAAAUUAUUAUGACAAAACUCAUGUAAUUGUAAAUCAGCCCCUGGAGGGAGAAGAAACACAGAAGUGGGACAUUGAAAUAUUGUGAGAGACCCUGCAGCCUCCCUGAGAGUCAGCACAGGGAGCAGGGACCUCGCCCCGUGGAAAGGAAGCUGCUCACCCUCACACUCCUGGAUCACUGAGCAAACUUCUUCCCCAACUACAAGACUGUUGCUCUUAACCAUGGCAAAGCUCAAAAUAUUCUUGCCAGUCAUUCCAUGUUCCUCUGAAGAGCGUGUUCUGAUUUCUGGGAGAUUGUAUUCCCACCUGAUCUCCAGCUUUGCUGAGCAAGUUUCCUGAGGUCUGUUUCCUCUCCUCUCCACCGAACAGGAAUCCUAGUCCUGACUGUUGUCAGACGCUGGUGAUGCUGUCAUCCUGUGUUAGCUGUUAAUCCCCUAGCAGACGCGUGUAUGAGCGCCAGGCACAGGGAAGCAGGGUCCUAUAGGUCAAGUCAGACUUUUAAAAGGGUGAAUACUUCUUUAGCAAUAUCUGAAAACAUAUUUAAUAAACCUUCCUAUUAAGCUGCUGUAUUAGAUAAACAUUCAAGGUUCUCUACUGAGGCUUUUUAUAACUGAAGCACCGUAAGUAUUCACACUUGUCACUGCCCCCAGGGAGGGGCCUCAGCUUUGUAAGGAAAAAGGGUCAACUACUGGAGUGUUUUGUGGCUGCUCUUUGCUCGGUCCUUCAAACUAAAAAAGCACAAAUAAUAUGCAGCCAUCCUGGCACUCUCAGUAUUAACAAAGACACCCUUCUGGGUGACAAGACUCUAACCAAGGCUUACCUGUCCCUGAGCAGAGACCUCCCUGGUCUGCCCUCACGGUAUAAAGACUCUGUCACCCUUGUAAAAGAUCAAAUUUUUCUUCGCCUGAAGUAAAAGGAAAUUUCAAACGUUCAAAACCAAGCGGUAUUUGAGCUUGACUUAUAUACCAUUUUACUUUACAAAAUGACAAACUGUUUUUUACUCCCGUUUGGAAUAGCUUUCAUUCAAGCAAAAUCAGGUAGGACAUCGUCUUUGACUUGAUUACAAGUAAUCGUUACCACCAGUCCCCCUGCAACCCACAAGCACCUUGCCCUCCAUUGACACAACAGUUUCCAUCAUCCCCAACUUUUGCCAGAAAGCAGAAAACCAUCUGCCCUAUUUUUACAUAGAAAGAUUAAAUUCUCCAGUGAUAUUUUUUAAAGUAUCAACCUAUAUGCACUUUAGAAUAUAAAAUAACAGUGAACUGUUUUAACUCAAGACCCACUAUUUUGAGUAUUUUUUAUAGAGACUUGGUCUUUCCAUGUAAAUAUUAUUGGGGCUUUUUUUUUCCUUCAAUCUCAGGCUCUUUUGUCACCUUUCAAGCAACAUCUGUAAAAACCCCUUUAUGCCCAUAGCUGCGAUGGCCUCUUACUAGUAAGGCAGUAUUAUUUAAUGAAAUUUAUGUUAUAGGAGUAACUUUAUUUUAAUGGGGGGGAGCUUGUGUAUACAUAAAGGUAUGUAUAUUUUCAUUGUAAAAAACCAAGUUAAAUUUUCUUUUUCUUCAUGUUAAUUGUUUAAAAUUUUUCCAGAGCCAGUGAGGCUCUUUAAAGAAGCUGUUUCUUCCAAAGAACAAAGCCAGGUAACAUUUAAUUUUAAAUGAAACACUUCUUAUUAGAGCUGUGCCUUUUCUACCACACUGGAUUAAAUAAACUUGUCAGAAAGU